AAGCUUGGAUGAUUCUUCCAAGGACUAUUUAGGGUGUAGGGGAGAUAGUUUGUGGCACGAAAAGAAAACAAUCAAGAUUCAUUAAAUUAAACCAUCUUAAAAUUAUGUGGAGAUGGGGCAGUGGAGAUGAUUCGGUCCCUAAAUCUGAAGUUCGUGGGUCUUCUCAAGUAGCAAGCAUGUCUGUGGCUGAUUUGACUGAACAGCUGGCUCAAACUAAACAAUUGGUAGCACAACUCAAAGAACUUGUGAAAGAAAAAGAUAAUGACUUACACAAGAAAGAUAAACAAUUAAAGGAAGAAAAAGAAGCUUCUGAUACCAAGAUUUCCAAAUUAAAACUUCAGAGCAAAGCCAAAGUAGCAUCAUUAACUUCACAAUUAGAAGAACUUAAGAAGCAAGUACCUGGAAAUGCAGCACAAGAUGGAAAAUCUGGUCAAAAGAGGAGUGAUCAAGAUAGUGCUGCUGCAAGUCGUGGAAAAAUAUUGGUGCUCAGAAAGAAAGUUGAAGAACUAGAAACACAGAAUGCCCAAAAAAAUCAAGAGCUCCAACAAAAGAUUUCUGAAUUGGAAGCUGCACACCAACGGGGUGCUGAACUGGAUGCCAUGCUUGCUGAGAAGCAAAAGAAACUAACCGAAAAAGAAGCCUACAUAAUUGAUUUGCAGCUAGCCUGUGGAUCAACUAACGAUGCCAAAGAAAUGCUAAUACAUAACAAUGAAUUAAAGAAGCAGAUUUCCACAAAAGAGGCUUCAUUGCAGAGCAUGCAAAUUCUAGUUCAGAACCUUACCAGGAAAGUUGGGGACAGUGAAGAAAGAUGUAGCCUCCUCCAGGAACAAAUUGCAAGUCUUAAAAGCUUUCAAAAUAAAGAGAAGGAGCAUUUUCAGGAAAGAGAAGCCAUGUAUACUCAAAAUAUCCGUAUGUUUCAAAAUAUUAUCCAGGAAAAGGAAAAAGAGUUGAUGAGACUGGCCCAGAAACACGAACAAGAACUUUUUAAAGUGGCCGCCAAAUCUGAUGCUAGUGCUGAUCUAGAACAGGUGGAGAAAAUUUAUUUUAAUUAG
Messenger RNA from Ahaetulla prasina, 1052 nucleotides. Its product is annotated as tropomyosin-like. Bases 105 to 1052 code for a protein of 315 amino acids. Gene Ontology annotation, cellular component: Golgi apparatus. The record is from RefSeq and is a predicted model, not a curated record. Lineage: Eukaryota; Metazoa; Chordata; Lepidosauria; Squamata; Colubridae. The transcript has 8 exons.